AUGUCGGCGGUAGAGCGGAAACUGCGUGGGUUGAAAAACCGAAAACGCAGUAUAAUAACAUCAUUCACAUGCAUUACGUCCUUCGUCAACAACUUCCAAGCAGAGCGAGAUGCAAUCGAGGUUCCGGUCCGUUUAGAGAAUUUUGUGGCGUUGUGGAAUGAAUUCAACGAGGUACAGGCCGAAUUGGAGAGCAUGGAGGAAUCUGAGGAGACUAUGGAGUCAUACCUGAAGGAACGAACAGAAUUCGAGAAGGCAUACUACCGUGUCAAGGGUAAGCUGCUGCUUUACAAUAAACCCAACACAGAUCCUCAAGACUCUCAGCGUCGGCUUCAGGAGCCAUCCUCGCACAUGCCCCACAUAAAAUUGCCAGAUGUGCGGCUGCCUGUAUUUAGUGGAGAUUUCGAAACAUGGCUCAAUUUCCACGACCUUUUCCUAUCGCUCGUCCACUCCUCAGCGCACUUAUCUACAAUCCAAAAAUUUUACUAUUUGCGUUCCUCUUUGGCGGGUGAGGCGCUCAAAUUGAUACGAACAAUUCCCAUCUGCAAUGAACAAUACCCGGUGGCUUGGAAAAUGCUUGAAGAUCACUUUUCAAAUCCUCGUCGACUAAAACGCACUUACGUGCAGUCCCUAUUCGACUUCCCAUGCAUGAAGCGAGAAACGGCUUCAGAGUUACAUUCACUCAUCGAAAAAUUUGAAGCAAACAUGAAAAUUUGCAAGCAACUUGGCGAGCGCACCGAGCACUGGGACGUAUUGCUUAUUCAUUUACUCAGCACUCGUUUGGAUACGGUUACAAGGAGAGAUUGGGAGGAGUAUGCUGAGAUGAAUCAAACUACGAAGUUCAGCCAGUUGAUCGAGUUUCUUCAACGCCGAGUGAAUGUUCUGCAAACGGUAGUCUAUAAAUCUGGAGAGACACAACAACAGCCGUCAGCUGUAAAAAAGCCAGUCAUGCAACGUUCUGGAUAUUAUGGAUCAGUACAAGGCAACUCGAGUGGCUGCAUAGCGUGUUCAGGUCCACAUUCCCUCUAUCAAUGCGAAACAUUUUCAAACUACGCCACACACGAGAAAGAGCAAUUUGUGCGUCGGAACCAGUUGUGUAGGAAUUGCUUACGUAGAGGACAUAUGGCGAAGGAUUGUAGUUCGGAAAGUAGCUGUCGAAAAUGCCGUGGUCGUCACCAUACCCAGCUAUGUACAAUCCAGAGAACCGAGAGAAGCAGUCAAGCAGCUUCGAUUCCUUUACAACUAGAACACUCAAAUCCAACAACGUUACCUACCAACCAAGGCACAGUUUCUUCUACACCAGCUGCACACACGGGGGUAACAAGUUGCAAAGCGCAUGGUGAAGGUACGAGCAAGAUUUUGUUGGCAACAGCUAUUAUUAUUCUAAUAGAUGACAACGGGCAUGAGCACCCAGUUCGUGCGCUGCUGGAUUCGGGAAGCGAAUGUUGUUUUGCCAGCGAGAGAGUCAGUCAGCGAAUGGCUGUUCGUCGCAACAAGGUAGAUCUUCCAAUUGCGGGCAUAGGACAAUCGGCAACGCAAGUACGGUUCAAAUUUCGCUCGACAUUGAAGUCUCGGAUUACGGCAUAUACGGAUGUGGUUGAUCUGUUUGUCCUCCCAAAGGUGACAAUCGAAUUACCUUCCCUUGCCAUUAACACAUCUUCUUGGGCCAUACCGACAGGAAUUCAGCUUGCGGACCCUUCCUUUUACGAACCAGGUGCGAUUGAUGUCGUAUUAGGUGCAGAAGUAUUUUUCGACCUUUUUACAGUGGCAGGUCGAAUUCCUUUGGGGGAUUCUUUACCAUGUCUCGUUAAUUCUGUGUUUGGCUGGGUUGUUUCUGGAAGGACGGCACUAGCAACCGAUCAUACACCUGUGGCAUGCAACGUCGCUACCAUGUCAGAUAUACAUCGUUCCAUGGAAAGAUUCUGGACUAUUGAAGAUGAUACAUCGCCAGCGUAUUCACCGCAGGAAACAUUCUGUGAGCAAUAUUUCCGCGAUACAGUUACCCGUGAUACCGACGGUCGAUAUUGUGUUAGAUUGCCAUUAAAAAGAGAAAAUUUAAGCAAUUUGGGAGAUAACAAGAUCACCGCAUUCCAUAGAUUUCGUCUCAUUGAGCGCCGAUUGAGCCGAGACGUUAAGCUUGCCGACGAGUGUCGAGGAUUCAUGGAGGAGUAUGUACAACUCGGUCAUAUGGAACUAAUCAGUGAAGCUCAAGCUGAGAUACAGCCAUCCUUCUUUCUUCCCCAUCAUCCCGUCAUUCGAGAAGAAAGCAGCACUACCAAGGUUCGGGUCGUGUUUGACGGUUCUUGCAAGAGUGCAACAGGCCUCUCGUUAAAUGACGUCAUGCUGGUAGGUCCAAUAAUCCAAGAAGACCUGCGCUCCAUAGCCAUGCGAUCUCGCCUACAUCCGAUAAUGUUGAUCGCUGAUGUCGCUAAAAUGUUUCGGCAAAUUCGACUGCACCCCGAAGACACUCCGUUGCAGAGAAUAUUUUGGCGAUUUUCACCAUCUGAGCCAGUUAGCAUGUAUGAAUUGAAGACAGUUACGUACGGCACCGCUUCAGCACCGUACUUGGCCACCCGCGUUCUUCAACAGCUAGCAAAUGAUGAGCAGCAAAACUAUCCUGUUGCAGCCAAAGCCACCAGCGAAGAUUUUUAUGUGGAUGACUUUCUCUCAGGUGCUAAGACUGUUGAGGAGGCAGUUGAACUGCGUGUUCAGAUGGAAGCAAUGUUCGACUCAGCAGGUUUAAAGCUUCGUAAAUGGGCCAGUAACUCGUCUGCUACCCUAAUGGAUGUACCAGAAGAGGAUCGAGCACUGCAACAGACCAUCGAGUUCAGUAUGGAUCAAACCAUCAAAUCACUAGGAUUGCAUUGGGAGCCGCAUACAGAUCGUCUGAAAUAUAGGAUCGAAACACCCUGCUUUGAACCUUCCAAGACAGUAACCAAACGCUCUGCACUCUCCUGCAUAGCAAAAUUAUUUGACCCAUUGGGUCUAGUGAGUCCGGUUGUAGUGACAGCUAAAAUAUUUAUGCAGGCUCUGUGGAGUCUAAAGGGCGAAAAUGGAAAACCGAUCGACUGGGACAGAGAAUUACCAGAACCAAUGAGGGAGAGGUGGACAUCGUAUUACUCUCAGCUACCUUUGUUGAGUGAGCUCCGCAUCGAACGAAUAAUUUUAAUCCCCAAGGCGAUUGCAGUUGAACUCCAUUUUUUCUCCGAUGCUUCGGAGCACGCGUAUGGUUCAUGCGUCUACGUUCGAUCAAUAAAUGCAGUAGGCGAGGUGAAGAUAGCUCUUCUGACUUCGCGAUCUAAAGUUGCGCCAUUAAAACAGCAGUCAAUACCACGUCUUGAAUUGUGCGGGGCAUUGCUUUCGGCAGAGUUGUACGGGAAGGUAUCAAAGGCGUUGCGUGUUUCAGCAAAGGCAUACUUUUGGGUGGAUUCAACAACCGUAUUGAGCUGGCUGAAAUCCCCUCCAUCUACCUGGACUACCUUUGUUGCUAACAGGGUUUCGAAGAUACAGCAUGCAACUCAAAACUGCGAAUGGAAUCAUAUUGCUGGGUCAGAAAAUCCAGCCGACAUCGUAUCCAGAGGGCUGCCUGCAAAUGAUUUGCUGGAGAGCAAACUGUGGUGGCAGGGUUCACCGUGGCUUAUACAACAAAGGGAAUCCUGGCCUGUUCAAGUACUCGGAAUGGCAGAUAGGUCGGAAAUUUUGAAGGAAGAACGGAAGACAGCCUUAGUAGCUGCUCCUGCUACACCUUCGUUCAUCGAGGAAUUUGUUGCAAAGUUUUCGGAUUAUCAACAUAUGCUUCGAGUUACAGCCUACUGUCGACGCUUCGUAAAUAAUGUUCGGUAUAAGGGAAAAAAUCGUGUGAUUUCGAUUUGUCUCACAACAGCUGAACUUCGCGAUGCAGAAUUGUUGCUUAUCCGUCUGGUUCAAUUAGAAAGCUUCCCGUCGGAAUGGAAAUCACUACAAGAAACGCAAACGGUCAGCUCGAGUUCACGCCUACGUUGGUUUCAUCCGAUGCUCAUGACAGACAAUGUUAUGCGCAUUGGCGGACGUUUGGGUCGGGCUACAGUUCCGUUCGACUCAAAGCACCAGAUCCUGUUUCCAGGGUCGCAUCACUUCACGAAACUACUAGUUCGAUGCUAUCACCAGCGAUUACUACAUGCAGCUGCGCAGCUUUUGACCAAUACACUUAGACUUCGUUUUUGGAUACUUGGGGGUCGUAGUGUCUUGCGUCGAACCAUACACUCGUGCAUCACAUGCUUUCGAGGCAAACCGAAGCUAGUCGAACAAUUUAUGUCCGAGCUGCCUUCUCAGAGAGUGACCGCAUCAAGACCGUUCUCAAUCGUCGGCAUUGAUUUUUGGGGACCAAUUUAUCUUAAACCUCGUCACCGUCGAGACGCCCCACCGAAGGCAUAUGUAGCAGUGUUUGUGUGCUUUUCCACAAAGGCCGUGCAUAUGGAGUUGGUCGUUGACCUUACUACAGUCAAAUUUCUUCAAGCUUUCCGUCGUUUUGUCUCCCGUAGAGGCCUUUGUUCGGAUGUAUGGACAGAUAACGGCAAGAAUUUUGUCGGUGCGGCCAACGAGCUUCGGAAAAUAAUGCGCAACGAAGACUUUAAACAGUCGAUGUCCCGCGAAUGCGCUGACAGCGGGAUUCGCUGGCACUUUAACCCUCCGAAGGGUUCUCACUUUGGCGGCCUUUGGGAGGCAGCCAUAAAUUCCGCGCAGAAACAUUUCAUCCGUGUUCUGGGUGACACGAAGCUCGCAUUUGACGAUAUGGAGACCCUUUUAACACAGAUCGAAUGCUGCCUCAAUUCACGUCCCCUUACGAAGCUUCAUGAGGACCCAUCGGAUUUGCAAGCUCUCACUCCAGGGCAUUUUUUAGUCGGAGCGGCACUCAAAUCUGUUCCUGACACCGAUUACGAAUCAAUCCCUUUCAACAGGCUGCACCAAUGGCAGCAAACCCAGAAGAUAUUCCAAAACAUCUGGAAGCGAUGGCACGUCGAGUACCUUGCAUCCCUUCAACCACGUACAAAAUGGUACAAACCACCUGUGAAGCUGCAGCCUGAUACGCUUGUCAUCAUUCUGGACGAAAAUCUUCCACCAAUGCGCUGGCCAAUGGCGCGUAUCCGCGAUGUGCAUCCUGCACGGAGAACCAAAAUUCAGCUCAGAUGCGAAAACUUUAGUUGA
Topomyia yanbarensis is the source of this 5181-nucleotide messenger RNA. RefSeq lists its product as uncharacterized. The record is from RefSeq and is a predicted model, not a curated record. Bases 1 to 5181 code for a protein of 1726 amino acids. Gene Ontology annotation, molecular function: nucleic acid binding; zinc ion binding. Lineage: Eukaryota; Metazoa; Arthropoda; Insecta; Diptera; Culicidae. Gene Ontology annotation, biological process: DNA integration. The transcript has a single exon.